GCGGGCAAAGGGCUCAAAGUGAGACGGACUGUGAACUUUGUUUCUUCAGCCUCCAACAGAAGAGCAAGCAGAAGCGUUUCCAUGGAUUCGUCUGAGGUCAAGAGUGAUAAUCAUAAGUUGGUGCUACACAGAGGCUUCAGCUUCAUCAGUGGGACCCAUGAUCCAGAUGAGGUGGACCAGAUCAACAACCUGGAGAUAAGAGACACCGAUGUGUUUGUUAUCACAUAUCCAAAGUCAGGGACUAUCUGGCUGCAGCAGAUCCUCCGCCUCAUAGAAACCAGAGGAGACAUCCCAGAUUCCGCAAACAUGAUGAACAGUGACUGUGUCCCCUGGAUUGAGCUUGUUGGCAAAGUAAAGGAGUUUAUCACAGCCCCUUCGCCCAGGCUGCGGGUCACCCAUCUGCAGUACAAGUUCAUGCCUCUUGCUCUCAGUCAGAAGAAGGGCAAGGUGAUCUAUGUGGCAAGAAAUCCCAAGGAUGUUCUUGUGUCCUAUUUCUACUUCCAUAAACUUGCAACCAUGCUGGAGACGCCGGAGAAUUUCAGUAUCUUCUUUGAAAAAUUCAUAAGAGGAGAUGUGUUUGGGGGUUGCUGGUUUGAGCACAUAAAGAGUUGGUACUCUCACAAGGAUGAUAUGAACAUCCUGUUCAUCACUUAUGAAGAAAUGGUUCAAAAUUUACACUUGGUAGUGAAGAAGAUCUCCUCAUUCCUGGGUAAAGACCUGACUGACCAACAGCAAGCCAAUGUGGUGAAGUACAGCACGUUCAGGAACAUGAAGCAAAUCCCUCAGGCCAACUACCAGCUUAUUUCAGAUCAGCUGCUCGACCACCAGCAGGGAACAUUCAUGAGGAAAGGGACCAUCGGUGACUGGAAGAACCAUUUCACUGUGGCUCAGAGUGAGAAGUUUGACCAGGUCUUCCAGAAGGAGAUGAAGGACUUUCCUCUGUCUUUUAUCUGGGACAUGAAUGACACUGUGUGACCAGCCAUCACUCCUGUGAAGACAGAAGCUUCAUGGACAGGACAUGAGAGGAAAAAACCAACAGGCUGUCUGACUGUCUUCUGAACUUCUCCUCUGUUCACCUCAGCUGAGCUACUGUGGCUAGUAAAUUUGUAGAUGUGUGCAGAGAUGACCAUGCAAAUUAAAGCAAAGGUUAAAGUGAAAUAUAAAAAAAAUAUUGGUUUAGGAAAUCAACCAAAAUUUAAAGUAUAUAUUUAAUAACAUCUAUACCAGUUUAAUGCCAACUGUAUCUAAGUUUGAAUGUUUUUUUUGUUUUUUGUUUUUUAUCUUAGGCAAAAUGUCUUAAUGAUAAUCAGUCGGUUGAAAUACAUCAAAUUGUCUGGAUAUAAGAACAUGGAAUAUUUUAUGUUGGUAAAAUCUUAUAUUUCAGAGGAUCACAAUUGUUUAUAGAUAGAGUAGGACUGAGAAAUUAGAGGUCAAAUGAGAAAACAAACCCUCACAAUGAAUUUUGGACAGUCAGUAGUUACCCUAUGGCUAAAUAUUAGGUAAUUUACUGUUGCCCUCUGUUGGCCAGCUAGAGUACCUGCAGCUUGGAGUGACGUUACACACAACACAGCCAAACUGAGCAUAAAUCAGUGGUGUUUAAUUGCUUGAGGGAUAGAAAUGAACAG
Myripristis murdjan (pinecone soldierfish) is the source of this 1625-nucleotide messenger RNA. RefSeq names its product amine sulfotransferase-like. Gene Ontology annotation, molecular function: sulfotransferase activity. The record is from RefSeq and is a predicted model, not a curated record. NCBI's taxonomy places the organism in Eukaryota, Metazoa, Chordata, Actinopteri, Holocentriformes, Holocentridae. Bases 82 to 975 code for a protein of 297 amino acids. The transcript is spliced from 7 exons.